Arachis ipaensis is the source of this 312-nucleotide messenger RNA. The record is from RefSeq and is a predicted model, not a curated record. NCBI's taxonomy places the organism in Eukaryota, Viridiplantae, Streptophyta, Magnoliopsida, Fabales, Fabaceae.
AUGGGGAUGCUUCAGAUCAAGAAGCAGCGCAAGGACGAAGCUCGCUGUGAAGCCCUUAGAGUUGCUAAUGAGGAGUGCAAGAAGCUCAAGGCCGAAGCUGCGCAGAUCAGCGCUCCGGAGCGCAAGAUCGCACAACAAGAAUUCAGAGAAACACUCGUGCAACAGAACAGAGAUGAUAACAACAAGAAGAACAAUAGCAUAAGCAACAAGUUUUUGCUUCCAAGAAAGCCUUACUUUACAAAUAAGGAGUUAUUGAGAACUAUUGCAUACUUGAAAAAUGAUACAUUAGUAUUUUAUGAGGCGAGGGAUUGA